CUGAAGCAUCAAACGGCUCAUUAUCAUCUACUAGAACUUUCUCCGCUUCACUCCCUUAUAUGUAUCUUCCUCUCUUAUAUUUACUCCAUUGCUGGCUUGUGCUCUGCUCGCGCCACUAGGGUUUACUUCAUUUCUCUCCUUUUGAUUGCAAGAAUCGUAAGCCGUGGGAAUGUCUUACCCAACCGUGAGCCCCGAUUACCAUAAGGCCGUUGAGAAGGCAAAGAGGAAGCUUAGGGGCUUCAUCGCUGAGAAGAACUGUGCUCCUCUGAUGCUCCGUUUAGCGUGGCACUCUGCUGGGACCUAUGACGCGAAGACGAAGACCGGAGGUCCCUUCGGAACCAUUAAGCAUCCAUCUGAACUUGCUCACGGUGCUAACAACGGGCUUGAUAUCGCUGUUAGGCUGUUGGAGCCAAUUAAGGAGCAAUUCCCCAUCAUAAGCUACGCUGAUUUCUACCAGCUGGCUGGCGUCGUUGCUGUCGAGGUCACUGGUGGACCUGAAAUUCCCUUCCACCCCGGAAGAGAGGACAAGCCUGAGCCACCUCCUGAGGGUCGCUUGCCUGAUGCAACAAAGGGUUCUGACCAUCUGAGGGAUGUGUUUGGCAAAGCAAUGGGGCUUAGCGACCAGGAUAUUGUUGCUCUAUCUGGUGGUCACACCCUUGGAGCGGCACACAAGGAGCGUUCUGGAUUUGAGGGCCCCUGGACUAGUAAUCCCCUCAUUUUUGACAACUCUUACUUCACGGAGCUUUUGUCUGGGGAGAAGGAAGGCCUCCUUCAGCUGCCAAGUGACAAGGCACUUUUGACCGACCCAGUAUUCCGCCCUCUUGUUGAGAAAUAUGCUGCGGAUGAAGAUGCCUUCUUUGCUGAUUAUGCUGAGGCUCACCUAAAGCUCUCUGAGCUUGGGUUUCCUUAAGCCUAAGCAGCGCAUAGUGGGUGUUGCAGAGGCACGGUGCCCUUUAUAUUUCUUCUCAUAAUUUCCGUAGUCUUGGUUUUUAAUACCAACGUGGGUUCCUCAAAUUUGGGGUAGCUUUUGAAUGUAUUUUGCUGGACGAGAUGAAUGGAAAGUUUGGUUGUUUACUUUGUUGUUGAUCUUGUUAAAUAACAUUGUUCAGUGGUAAUGCUCGGUUAUUUCGGUUU
Molecule: messenger RNA, 1134 nt
Organism: Gastrolobium bilobum
Lineage: Eukaryota; Viridiplantae; Streptophyta; Magnoliopsida; Fabales; Fabaceae
Product: L-ascorbate peroxidase, cytosolic
Exons: 10
Coding region: 170-910 (246 amino acids)
Biological process (GO): response to reactive oxygen species; cellular response to oxidative stress; hydrogen peroxide catabolic process
Molecular function (GO): peroxidase activity; heme binding
Source: RefSeq, a predicted model, not a curated record